AUGUCUUCGAUUUACAAUCUCGAACCACAGCCAACAGCGUCGGCCGUCAUCCAUACCACGCUUGGAGAAAUCUUGGUCGAACUCUUCGCCAAGCAGACGCCUCUAGCCUGUCGCAAUUUCCUACAACACAGCCUUGACGGUUACUACGAUGGCACCAUUUUCCACAGAUUGGUCCCCAACUUCAUUCUGCAGGGGGGCGACCCGACAGGAACCGGUAAUGGCGGAGAGUCCAUCUAUGACGGCGGAGCCUUCAGCGGCGACCUGGAUCCCUGGCCCAUGGACGAAAGACGAGGCGCAAACGCAGGGCCGACGGGCAUCAACUUCAAGGAUGAAUUUCAUUCUCGGUUAAAGUUCAACCGGCGAGGACUUUUGGGAAUGGCCAACGAAAGCCGGGCAGAUACAAACAGCAGCCAGUUCUUCUUCACCUUGGACAAGGCCGAGGAGCUCAAUGGGAGAAACACACUCUUUGGCCGAGUCGCAGGUGACACCAUAUACAACCUGGCAAAGAUUGGGGAGUCCGAGGUGGACGAGAUGGAAAGACCUCUGUUUCCAGUCAAGAUUGAACGGGUGGAGAUUCUGGUCAAUCCCUUUCAGGACAUGAAAAAGAGAUCAAGAGUGGCGACGCGAGAAGCUGACAAGUCAAAGUCGGCUGUUCAGGCGAAGAAGAAGAAAAGAAAGGGAGGAAAGCAGCUGCUCAGCUUUGGCGACGAAGAAGGUGGAGAAGAGGAGCCGGUUUUCAAAAAGACCAAAUUCGACACCAGGCUAAUUGCAGAAGAGGACAACUCAGAGGAAGCUCUUCCCAAGAACAAUGCCAAAAGGGCCAAGAGGAGCGAGGUCUCGCAGACCGGCAUGUCUAAACAGCCGUCUGCGGAAGAAGCAAGGAAAGAGACGCCAAAGCGAUUGGAUGACCAGUCUCCGCCAACAGCCCAACAACAAGCACGAGCAGACCCUGAAUCAGAACUAAAAGACCUACCCGGCGAGUCUGAAGCACCAAAGAAGACGGCCCUCGAGAAAGCCAACGAGGAAAUUGCGGCGUUGAAGGCAUCGAUGAGGCGGACUAUUCAUUCCGAAAGGAAUGUCCAAGAGACAAGGGAGAAAUCUGCUCUCGAAGCCUUCAUCCCGGAGACGUCAAUGAGGGCGAGGAAGAGACGACCGGGGGGGAACAACACAAGCGCGAGUGAGGAUCAAGAAGCGCUCAACGUGCUACGGGCGUUUCAAUCACGAUUGGGGAAAGCUCCCCAGGAAAAGGGGGCGAGUGAAACAGCCCGGGAGGAUGACCAGAGCCGCCACAGCGUUGCUGGGGCCGACGGGGAAGCUGAGCUCUGUGACUUGCAUUUCAUCGCCCACUGCCAAAGCUGCACCGCUUGGGACAAGCAGGACAAGGAAGAAAGCGACGACGAGGGAUGGAUGUCACACUCGCUCUCGUUUGCCGCGGAUAAGAUGGGCAAAGACCUUAGCAAUCGGAGGAAAGCCGAGGAGGAGUUAGUCGUCAUCGACCCUCGGGAAAAGGCCUAUUCUCUUCAAGAGAACAAACGGGCCGACAGGGAUAGCAGGGCAGGAGGGUCAAGGGCAUGGGAACAAGCAAGGAAUCAAGCGCGGAAUGCGAAACUAGCAAGGUCUGCCUCUGCCGGAAGGGGUGCAAAGUGA
Ustilaginoidea virens is the source of this 1647-nucleotide messenger RNA. RefSeq lists its product as uncharacterized. Bases 1 to 1647 code for a protein of 548 amino acids. Lineage: Eukaryota; Fungi; Ascomycota; Sordariomycetes; Hypocreales; Clavicipitaceae. Gene Ontology annotation, biological process: protein folding; protein peptidyl-prolyl isomerization. Gene Ontology annotation, molecular function: peptidyl-prolyl cis-trans isomerase activity. Gene Ontology annotation, cellular component: catalytic step 2 spliceosome. The transcript has a single exon. The record is from RefSeq and is a predicted model, not a curated record.